This is a messenger RNA of Siniperca chuatsi (mandarin fish), 3257 nucleotides long. RefSeq lists its product as uncharacterized. The transcript has a single exon. The record is from RefSeq and is a predicted model, not a curated record. Bases 563 to 1165 code for a protein of 200 amino acids. Lineage: Eukaryota; Metazoa; Chordata; Actinopteri; Centrarchiformes; Sinipercidae.
GCCAGAGAAUUUGCUCAUCCUCCCUUUUACUUGCCUAUUCACGCUGUUUUCGCCUCCUCUUUCCAUCCCCUUCUCUCCAUAUAAUGUGUGUCCAGGCCGUAAGCACAGAAUCACCUCCCCCUCCCCCCUGCAUCACCCCAAGGAGCAGGGUUUGGCUGCAGUAGACUCCACCGGGCGGAAGGGGCACAGCUCCAAGCAGAAGAGGAAAAGCAGGUCUUCGAAUGGACGUGAGAGAGGGAAAGGGACGGAAAGGAGAAGGAGAAGACGGGGCACAGAGGGAGGAGGACGCUCAGAUUUACAAAGCCCUAUCUCUGAGCGAGGAGCGAGGUCUCGGGAAGCCGGUGACAGGAGGAGGAGAAAUAGAGGGUCUCAGAGUUAUGUUGAUAGUGAGACGGAAAGCGGGACAGUGAGAGGAAGGAAAAGGGAGAGGGAGAGAGGGAGGAGCAAAAGCAGAGAGAGGAAAAGUAGAAGUGAGGAGAGGGUGGGGAGGGCAGAGGGGAAAGAGCCUGAUCAAGAGGAAGAGCAGGAGGUACCUGCUGUUGAGGAGAGGGUGGAAGAAAGGAUGGAGGAGGUGGAGGAGAGAGUCAUUUCAGAGAGAGAAGAAAGUGAAGAGGAUGUUUUCCUACCCAUUCCAAGUCCUAACCAAAAGCUUCCCAGACCCAAACAAAACUGGGAGGUGGAGUAUGAUGAAAACUGGGGCAUGGCAGCAGAGUACAGGGAACUGAGGAAAGAGAAGGAGCUGGAGAUUGAGCAGGAGAGGUCAUGGGAUGAUGACAAGGGUAGAAAUAGAGAGACAGAGCUGAAUGGGGAUCAGAGAGACGACGAUGCACAGAGCAGGCAUGUCGAGAGGCGUUUAGCAAGCGUUGCUGUGAUAGAUCGGGUGUCACAGAUAAAGCCCUUCUCCUUUCUCACCUCCACGCUGUCCGUCGAGCAGCUGGGGGACGAUGAGUCAGAGUCUGGAGGCAGCCAAUCUGACGACAGCGUGUCUGCUGCCAGCAUCUCAGGCCUUUCUCUGGCCACCACAGAAGCUGGCGGGCGCGGGAGCGAGGUGCUGCCGGGCCCUUGGCUCACACCCAGCCAGCAGAGGGUGGCUCAGGUCGUAGAGGGGAACAGGCACCCCGGGAGGUGGACAGGGCAGGGAGGAGGAAGAAGUGCUGUCUCUUGACUUUUAACUGGAAGUAGAGCAUGCAGCAGCUGAAUGAUACUGUAUCAGAUUCUGUCAGUCUCACACUGUUUUCUGCAGCUACCCACACUACCAACAUUUUCUCUCAGUCACUUUGAUAUCUACAGUAGUAUGAAGUCAUAUUCUUUGUGCCUUUUUACAGCAGACCUCUGGCUGAUGUUAAAUGUGUAUCACAUUUUAACUUGUAAAUGACACCAACAUGGUAAAGAUAUGUCUGUUUUUCUGGUGAACAACAAAGACAUUGGGGGAGGGGGGUUCUGAGGCACUGUUGCUCUCAUUAUGUUUCACUCCUCUCCUUACAUUUGCAGCAUUUGUGAAAGAUGUCUCCAGGACAACAAGGUGUUUCAGACACAUUGGUUUAACCGACUUCCUAUCUCUCACUCACCUCUCUGCUAAAGUAGCUUGAAGACAGAGAUGCAGAGUGUCCUCUCUGAAGUACCCCCUACUGUACAAAGACUGCACCGACGUUCACUUAUACCUCAUGAAUAUACUGAGCAAUAAUAAUGCAACUGUCUGAGACUAUCGGCCAUCCAUUUCCACUGCGCCACGUCGAUCUGGCCUGAGAGGAAACAGUGUAACAUGUUUGUACAAUAUCCUCUUUGUUUUAUGUGGCCUCGACUUGUAAUGUUGUUCCAUAUAACUGAAUAGUUGAUUGUGAUAAUGCAAAUCUCCUUUGACAGCAGGUGUGAAAUCAAUAUUCUGUAAAUAUUUGUAGAGAAAUAAAUGACAGAACUUAUUGUAAAUACUAUACUAACUGGAGCCAAGCCCUGAUUUGUAUUACUGUAUUGUAAUACAUUAUAAGUGUGUGUGUGUGUGUGUGUGUGUGUGUAUAUAUAUGUGUAUAUAUAUAUAUAUGUAUAUAUAUAUAUAUAUAUAUAUAUAUAUAUAUAUGAAAAAAAUAUAUAUGAAUAUAUGCAGUAUAUCUAUAUAUUACAUACAACAGCUACCCAUUCAUACUAUUUAUUAUUGUGAUGAGAAAUUACGUAAAAAUUUGUAUAUUGCUUUCGUGAAGAGACACAGACUAGGAACUAUAUUGUACCUGUCCUAUUGAUAAAUGAAUGUUUUGUAAUAUGCUGCUUGAGUGUGGAUAAGGAUACUCUAUGUUGUACCCUCCUUCAGAAGUCAGCAAAAGAUGCCAAAAAUAUGCAUCUGCUGUGCAUAUUUCAAGUACUGUUAAUAUUGUGUAUGUGGGGUCAGAAUAAAACCACUAUCUAGAUUCUAGAGAGUGCUGUGCACAUCGUGCCACGUACAGUUGCCUUGGUAACAUAAACCACUUUAUCCUAACCACUGAUUUUUCUUACUGUGAAAACCCUUUGCUCUGAGGUCUCUAAUAUGAGAGAGGGGUGGGCCAUUUAGUCAUUUCAGUCAUGCCAAAAAAGGCACUUACUGUAAAUCCACAAAAAUUAUAAUCAUAAGCCUCCGCGGAAUCUGAGGUCAGUGUUGCGUCUAAGAUGGCACAUCAUUAUUGUUUUGCUCUCUUUUAAAAAAAUUCUGUUAUGAAAAAAAAAACCCAAGCUGAAUGGAUACUGUGAGAUGUUAUUUUUCUAUGAAAUUAUCUUUUUUGAAAUACUCAGGUUUUCAGAUACUUUGCUCUAGAUAAGCCAUUAGGAAGAAAAGCUACAAAGUGACUUCACACCAUUUUCACACCACAGAGUGGAUUCAUAUUAUUUAAAUGUUAAAGCUAUGUUAUGUAUGAUUCUUUGUGGCAGCAUUACGAGACGCAGACUGUUAAAGCUGUUCAUUACCAGCCCAUCAUUAUCUAAAGAUUGAAGUGAAGUAAUUCUUUCAUUUGUACCCAUUUUAAGCAAACCACAGAACUGAAAUGAAUUGCUCGGUGCACCCUGCCCAUUUGUUUUUUUAUUGUUGUGCAGAAAUGGCAGUACAGUGACCAAACCAACAUACUGUAUUCCCCAACCAAUGACCAUACAGAGUAGCUUGAUAGCCUCUAUGUAAGACUUAUUUUAUAACGUUUGCUAAUAUUUUUUUUUUAGAAUUUCAUUUCCUAAGGGGGAUUAUAUGGCUGAACUGUAAACACGUUCUAAUAAAACUCCAAAUAAACUGCUGAACCAAUUUC